Myxozyma melibiosi is the source of this 831-nucleotide messenger RNA. RefSeq names its product aminotransferase class IV-domain-containing protein. The transcript has a single exon. Bases 1 to 831 code for a protein of 276 amino acids. The record is from RefSeq and is a predicted model, not a curated record. Gene Ontology annotation, molecular function: catalytic activity. NCBI's taxonomy places the organism in Eukaryota, Fungi, Ascomycota, Lipomycetes, Lipomycetales, Lipomycetaceae.
AUGGCUAGCCACACCAGCCCAGACUUUGGCGUAAUCUCGGCCGUGCGAUACGACCCUUCCCUCGUGUCCCCGGCCAUCGUCGACGAAGCCCAGUUCGCCGCCUGCAAAGCCUCUCUCGACCCGACCCCGUUCUUCCUCUUCCCGCGACACAUCGCCCGGCUGAACGCGUCCUACAAAUACUUCUGGCCCGAGGAGGCUGCUGCUGCAGUCGCCAAAGACGGGACAGUGAUCAGCGCGGAGGCGUUGCUGGCCGCGCUGUACUCUGCGGUCAAGGACCCGAAGAAAGUCUGGCGGAUCCGACCGUUUGUGUACCGCGACCGGACGAUCAAGGUCGAGUCUAACGAGGUAGGUCCGCGGGCGGAUCUCUUCUCGGGUCUGAAAGCGGAUACGAAGCCGGAGGACGCGGACUCGUGGACGAUAUACAUCGACACGGAGGCCACGCCGCAGUCGUCAAUCACGAUGUUCAAGACCUCGAACCGGGACCCGUACACUGCCGCGCGGGAGCGCGUGCUGCCGCCAAACUACCCGGUCAGCGGCACUACGGUCGAGGUGCUGGUGUACAACGAGCAGCAGCAGAUCACGGAGGGCAGUCUGACGAACGUUGCGUUCUGGCGCGGCGGCGAGUGGGUUACGCCGUCGAGUAACGAGAUAGGCGGGUUGCGCGGGGCGGUGAAGGCCGAGCUGCUCGAGCGGGGCCUGAUUCGCGAGAUGAAGAGCGACGAGGCGGUGGGUGUUGAGAGCGUGAAGGAGGGCGAGAAGGUGCUGCUGAUGAACGGGGUGCAGGGAUGCACGUGUGGAUAUGUCAGACUGGGCGGUUAUAGAGAGGAUUAG